Messenger RNA from Rangifer tarandus platyrhynchus (Svalbard reindeer), 1563 nucleotides. Lineage: Eukaryota; Metazoa; Chordata; Mammalia; Artiodactyla; Cervidae. The record is from the annotation of a GenBank genome assembly.
AUGGCAGCUCUCGCACGCCUCUCCUCGCGCCUGCGGUUCUGCGCCUCCGCCCUCCCCUCAGCGGGCGUCUGGUCCAAGGGAUGUAUUUGCUACUUUUCAACUAGCACACAUCAUCAUACCAAAUUUUAUACAGACCCAGUGGAAGCGGUAAAAGACAUUCCUGAUGGUGCAACAAUACUGGUUGGUGGUUUUGGGUUAUGUGGAAUUCCAGAGAAUCUUAUAGGAGCUUUGCUGAAGACUGGAGUAAAAGGACUAACUGCAGUCAGCAACAAUGCUGGGGUCGACAACUUUGGUUUGGGCCUUUUACUUCGAUCCAAGCAGAUAAAACGCAUGGUCUCUUCCUACGUGGGAGAAAAUGCAGAAUUUGAACGACAGUAUUUAUCUGGUGAAUUAGAAGUAGAGCUGACACCCCAGGGCACGCUUGCAGAGAGGAUUCGUGCAGGUGGGGCUGGAGUUCCUGCAUUUUACACCAGCACAGGGUAUGGGACCCUGGUGCAAGAAGGGGGGUCACCGAUCAAAUACAACAAAGAUGGCAGCAUUGCCAUUGCCAGUAAGCCGAGAGAGGUGAGGGAGUUUAAAGGUCAGCAUUUUAUCUUGGAGGAAGCAAUCACAGGGGAUUUUGCUUUGGUGAAAGCCUGGAAGGCAGACCGAGCCGGAAACGUGAUUUUCAGGAAAAGUGCAAGGAAUUUCAACUUGCCGAUGUGCAAAGCUGCAGAAACCACAGUGGUGGAGGUUGAAGAAAUUGUCGAUAUUGGAUCAUUUGCCCCAGAAGACAUUCAUAUUCCUAAGAUUUAUGUACAUCGCCUUAUAAAGGGAGAAAAAUACGAGAAAAGAAUUGAGCGUUUAUCAAUCCGGAAAGAGGAAGAUAUAAAAACCACAUCUGGUAAACCUGGAGAUAAUGUCAGGGAACGUAUCAUCAAGCGGGCAGCUCUUGAAUUUGAGGAUGGCAUGUAUGCCAAUUUGGGUAUAGGAAUACCACUUCUGGCCAGCAACUAUAUCAACCCCAAUAUGACUGUCCAUCUGCAGAGUGAAAACGGAGUCCUGGGUUUGGGUCCAUACCCAUUAAAAAAUGAAGUUGAUGCAGAUCUAAUCAAUGCAGGCAAGGAAACAGUUACUGUUCUUCCAGGAGCCUCUUAUUUCUCCAGCGAUGAAUCAUUUGCGAUGAUUAGAGGGGGACAUGUCAAUCUAACAAUGCUAGGAGCCAUGCAGGUUUCCAAAUACGGUGACCUGGCUAACUGGAUGAUACCUGGAAAGAUGGUGAAAGGAAUGGGAGGGGCUAUGGAUCUAGUGUCCAGUGCCAGAACCAAAGUAGUGGUCACCAUGGAACAUUCUGCAAAGGGAAAUGCACAUAAAAUCAUGGAGAAAUGUACGUUACCUCUAACAGGAAAGCAGUGUGUCAACCGUAUCAUUACUGAAAAGGCUGUGUUUGAUGUGGACAGCAAGAAGGGUCUGACUCUCAUUGAACUCUGGGAAGGCCUGACAGUGGAUGACAUAAAAAAGAGCACUGGGUGUGAUUUCACAGUUUCACCAAAACUCAUACCAAUGCAGCAGAUCUCGACUUGA